AUGGUGUUGUUCCAUGUCGCUUUGGUCUUGACUGAUGCGACGCCGCGCAAAGCAGCGGAGCGAGCCACGGAAAAUGAUGACGCCGACCCGAAGAUUAACCCAUUCACGAAGACGCCCUACUCGCAGCGGUACUACGAUAUCCUCGAGAAGCGGCGGCAGCUACCAGCAUGGGGUGCGCGCAAAAACUUCGUCAAGCUUCUCAGGCGGAACCAGGUGCUGAUCCUGGCGGGAGACACGGGUUCCGGGAAGACCACCCAAAUUGCGCAGUUCGUGGUUGACGCCAACCUUAACGACGGGCUGCAAGUGGCGGUCACGCAGCCGCGUAGGGUGGCGGCCAUGUCAGUCGCCGCACGCGUCGCAAACGAAAUGGAUGUAAAGCUAGGGGAAACUGUGGGGUACUGCAUCAGGUUCGAGGACCGCACGUCGAAGAACACCGUUAUCAAGUUCAUGACGGACGGAAUGCUCCUGCGGGAGGCCAUAAAUGACCCGAUGUUGUCCAGCUACGGCGUCAUCAUUCUCGACGAAGCGCAUGAACGUACCAUCGCAACCGAUGUCCUGUUCGGCCUCAUUAAGGAGGUGGCCGCCAGCCGCGAAAACCUCAAGAUCGUCGUUAUGAGUGCCACCAUGGAUGGCGACAAGUUCCAGGCGUACUUCAACGGCGCCGACAUGCUGACCAUACCGGGACGCACGUUUCCGGUGGACAUAUACUACACGGCCGAGACGCAAAGGGAUUACCUGGACGCUGUGUACACGGCCGUCAUCACCAUCCACAGGGAUGAACCCGACGGAGACAUCCUGGUGUUCCUGACCGGUGAAGACGAAAUACGCAAGCUCGAAGAUCGUUUUCAUCCUGUGACUAAUAUGUAUAAAAAGAAGCUGUGUGUCGUGCCCCUGUACGGCAGCAUGGAGCCGGCCGAGCAGGCGAAGGUAUUCGAGCCGGUGGAGGGGCGCAAGUGCGUCCUGGCCACCAACAUCGCCGAAACGAGUCUCACAAUCGAAGGCAUAGUCUACGUCGUAGACACGGGCUACGCGAAGCAGAACGUCUACAACCCGCGCGCCCGCGUAGAGUCGCUGCUGGUGGCACCCAUCUCGCAGGCAUCCGCCACCCAACGCGCCGGUCGUGCCGGAAGGACCAGACCCGGCAAGUGCUUCCGGCUAUACACGGAAGCCACCUAUAACGAGCUCAUCCCGCAGACAUUCCCAGAGAUCCUGCGCUCGAACAUUGCCACCGUGGUGCUGAACCUGAAGAAGCUGGGUAUCGACGACCUGGUACACUUCGAUUUCAUGGACCCGCCUGCACCAGAGACCAUGAUGCGGGCACUCGAGGAGCUGAACUACCUCGGAGCUCUGGACGACGAUGGGGAGCUGACCCCCACGGGCGACCUCAUGGGCGAGUUCCCGCUGGACCCACAAAUGUCCAAGGUGAUUGUCUCCUCGCCGAAGUUCAACUGCACCCGUGAUGUAGUGGCGGUAUGCGCGAUGCUCUCCGUGCCCAAUCUUAUGACCAAGCGCAGGGACAAGUACGAUCGUUUCAAUAAGUACGCGAGCUCUCUGGUGCAGAGGGUUACGCACGAUACGAGCGACCACAUCACGUUCCUGAGGAUUUUCAACACCUACCAGGCGAUGCUGCACAAAGCAAAAGAAAAGCUAAGUGAGUUCUUCUUACUCACACGCGUGAAUGCGAAAGCAAUGGAAGCGGCCACGCGCAUAUUCGAUCAGCUCAUGAACCUCGCACACAAACGCCUUAAGCAACCGGCGGCCACCGUCAGUAGCCAAGGCAAUACCGAGGACGAUGUGUUGAAGUGUCUCUGCACCGGGUUCUUCCAGCAGGUUGCCGUAAACCCUGUGGGCGAACUAAUCACCAUGAAGGACAACCAGGUCGUUCACCUGCACCCGUCCAGUGUUGUCACGCACGCGGAUUGGGCGAUAUUCCACCAGGUGGUGCACACGUCGCGCACGUACAUCCGAACGGUCAGCGAGGUGUACCCAUCGUGGCUGUUCGAGGCGUCCCUCGAAUACUUCAACCCGGCGGAAGUCCCGGACCGCCAUGUCAGGGAGCGCCUUAAGGCGGACCUCAGGUUCUACAAAGAGGAGCUGGACAACGCAAAGAAGAACAAGCGCCGUCGAUAA
This is a messenger RNA of Babesia bigemina, 2130 nucleotides long. RefSeq names its product pre-mRNA splicing factor RNA helicase, putative. Gene Ontology annotation, molecular function: ATP binding; RNA binding. The transcript has 2 exons. Gene Ontology annotation, cellular component: intracellular anatomical structure. NCBI's taxonomy places the organism in Eukaryota, Apicomplexa, Aconoidasida, Piroplasmida, Babesiidae. The record is from RefSeq and is a predicted model, not a curated record. The coding region runs from base 1 to 2130 and encodes 709 amino acids.